AGAUUGGGAAGCGGCAUUUGCUUCGGGAUAAACAAGGUGGAGGCGGGGGGUGGAGCGUUGUUAGCAGGGACAGGUUAGACAGGUUUCUCCCCACAUGAUACCUACUUCUCGUCUGCUUUUGAAAAGCUACAGCAGCGCUAAGAGAGUGUCGAAUACAGCGUUUUGUUUUUUUUUUGGAGGAAAAGGAAAAGAGUUCUCUGCACAUUUCAGCAUUAACCACAAAAAUUCCAAGAUGCCGGAGGAAGGCCAAUAUUAUGGAAAGCAUGGCGAGCCCAGGAAGUAUGAUCCCACGUUCAAGGGCCCGAUCCACAAUAGGGGCUGCACAGAUAUUGUGUGCUGCAUCAUCUUCGUUCUUGCCAUACUGGCUUAUAUUGCAGUGGGAAUACUUGCUUGGUCGCAGGGUGACCCCAGAAAGGUGAUCUAUCCCACAGACAGCAAAGGCCAAUUCUGUGGGCAAGGCGAACUUGAGAGCAAGCCACUGCUGUUUUACUUCAACAUCAUGAAGUGCGCCAGCCCCAUGGUUCUGCUGACGUUCCAGUGUCCAACCACCCAGAUAUGUGUGGAGAAAUGCCCCACGGAAUUCAAGACGUUGACUCUUGUGACGGCUUCGGACUGGCCAAUGUAUAAACCCUUCUGCAAGGAAAGCGCGGAUGUCCAAAAUCUGCUGGCCAAUAAGGUAGAGUUCCUCAAGUCAGGUGUGUGUCCUGGUGUUUUGAUCCCCAGCACGCCUGUCUUUCGUAGAUGCCUCCCAGCUUUGAGCAAAAACAAAGGAGAGAUAAUGGUGGGGGAAGCAACUACUUUUCCCGAUGAAAGCGGAAAACAGAUAAAUGCCAAAGAGCUUGUACCUGCAGUGAAGAAUGUGUCUCUAGCUCUUGAAGCUCGUCAGGUGGUCAUGAAGAUCUUCGAGGAUUACACAAAGUCCUGGUACUGGAUCCUGUUAUGUUUAGUCAUGGCGACGGUUCUCAGUCUGAUCUUCAUCAUCAUCCUACGCUUCCUCGCAGGGAUCAUGGUCUGGGUCAUAAUCGCCUUGGUGAUACUUGUCCUUGGAUACGGUAUCUUUCACUGCUACAUGGAGUAUGCAAGCCUGGAGGGAAAGGCCGGUGCUGAUGUGACCCUUCAGGAGCUCGGCUUGCAGGCGGACUUCACCAUAUACCUUCAGCUCAGACAGACCUGGCUGGUCUUCAUGAUCAUCCUUGCCAUCGUGGAGGUCAUAAUCAUCCUACUGCUCAUCUUCCUCAGGAAAAGGAUCCUAAUUGCCAUAGCACUCAUUAAAGAAGCCAGCAAGGCGAUUGGACAUGUGAUGUGUUCGCUUUUCUACCCACUCUUCACUUUUCUGCUCCUGGCCGUGGUCAUCGCCUACUGGGCAGUGACUGCCGUUUUCCUGUCUACCUCAAAUGAGCCCGUCUACAAAGUAUUCAACAAGACGGACUGCAAGCACUCAACAGAAACAUGCAAUCCAGAUAACUACAGUACAUCUGAGAUGUUGAAGACCUGCCCUGACUCUGAGUGCCUUUUUGCCUACUACGGCGGAGACACUGUUUACCACAAAUACCUGAUCGGUCUGCAGUUCUACAACGUCUUCCUCUUCUUUUGGUGUGCCAACUUUGUCAUAGCGCUGGGACAGAUGACCUUGGCGGGGGCGUUUGCCUCCUACUACUGGGCUUUUGUCAAGCCGGACGACAUGCCUUCCUUGCCGAUCUUUUCGGCCCUCGGGAGAUCUCUCAGGUAUCACACGGGAACUCUGGCUUUUGGCUCUCUGAUCCUUUCAAUUGUCCAGGUCAUCAGGGUUCUGCUGGAGUAUCUGGACCAUAAACUCAAAGGAGCCCAUAAUAAGUGUACCAAGUUCCUCUUGUGUUGUCUGAAGUGCUGCUUCUGGUGCCUGGAGAAGUUCAUUAAGUUCCUCAAUAGAAAUGCGUACAUUAUGGUGGCAAUAUACGGCAAAAACUUCUGCACUUCUGCCAGGGAUGCCUUCUUUCUUCUCAUGAGGAAUAUUAUCAGGGUGGCUGUGUUGAACAAUGUGACAGAUUUUCUCUUGUUUUUGGGAAAACUGCUCGUUGUCGGACUAGUGGGAAUCUUUGCUUUUUUCUUCUUCUCUGGGAGAGUGAAGGCUUUUGAGGAUACGGCACCCCAUCUCCACUAUUACUGGGUAUCCAUACUGACUGUGGUGGUUUGCUCCUACAUCAUUGCCCACGGAUUCUUCAGCGUGUAUUCCAUGUGUGUGGACACACUUUUCCUCUGCUUCUGUGAAGACCUGGAGCGCAAUGACGGUUCAGCCUCGAGGCCUUAUUACAUGUCCCCUACUUUGGCUGAGAUUCUGUUGAAGAACAAGAUUGAGGAUCCACCAGCUUCUCAGGAUGAAGAUGACGGCACUCAGCAGCAACAACAAGCUAAGGAGGAGGAUGAGGAGGAUAAGGAGGAAGAGGAGGACAUAAUCUUAAUAGACGAGACUUCUGUUGACAAAAACACUUCCUCAAAUUAGAAACGUCUCUCAACACGGGGACGUUUUCUUCUACUGUGAUGUUUCAUGACGGUCUUGGCAUUCGGACACAAUUGCAUGGUCUCCCAUUUUGUUGCAUUGUCAAGUGUGUCAGAAAAUACGUUGGAAUUCGGUGUUGGGAAAUGUGACUGUAAUCUAUUAGCCAUGUCAAGUCACAAUGUGCCUAAUUUCCUCCCAUGCCUCCUAUGGAAUGUAAACCAAAUUUGAUCUGUACCAAUAUGAAUACAGUGGAUCCCCUCACAUUGGUGAUUCAGGACUCACGCUCCAAAAUGUUUUGAUUUUGCAGUUUUUCUCAGGGGUGAAAAAAGGCAUUUUUUUUCUCAUCCACCGUUAAGUCGGAAAUUAUUUCCAAGUAUGACUUUGCAAGAUCGGAUAUUGAGAUCGGUUUGCAUCUAAAAUCCAUCCAUCCGUCUGAUGUGCUAAUAAAGUAGCAAAGAGUGGGGCUGACGUCAACGCAGUUUCAAACAUUUCUCAUGAUGGAACAGAACCGGGGAAGUUGAAAAAGACCAACCCCAAAUUCAAAGCUUAAGCUUAAACUGAUAGCGAUUUAACGAUUUAGGUAAGAACGCAGUGCGGAUACCAUGAAGUUUUUUUGGGUGGCUGCUCAGGGUUCAGUGGUAAAACUCUAUGGGGAUCUCCCACACCAUCGACGCCAUGUUGGUUUACAGGACAUUCCGCUGCUCACACUACCCCUUGAAUUAAUUGGUACAACGUCCAAUACCGGCCCCAUAGUUGUUGUAUACCCCAAAUUUUUGCAUGACCAUGGAUGCGAUGAAAACCACCUUGGUUCCGUCAAACAACCAAAACAUGCAAAGCAUGAGAAAUUCAUACAGAAAAGAGGUGGUCCGUGACAGGGCUUAAAUCGGGCUUAAAUGCUUUAUCGGGCACCUCAAGCCUCAUGUGGAUGAAAGUAUACCACAGAAGUGAGUAGGUGUGUUUUCCUUGUUUACCCUGUUGCUGACUAUUUGUGUAAUAUCACUUCAUCUCGGUAUCGGCUGCAAUAUCGGUAUUGGUAGUGAAAAGGUUGUCGGAACACCCCUCUACUAGAGAGCCCACAAUUUGUAUAUGUUUAUGCUUUAAUAGUUUUUUUUUUUUUUUUUUUGGACGGCAGUCCUUGAAUGCACCAUAGUUGUGCUGUGACACAUGCAAACAAUAUAUUCAUUCAUUCAUUCAUUUUCUACCGCUUAUCCUCACGAGGGUCGCGGGGGGUGCUGGAGCCUAUCCCAGCUGUCUUCGGGCAAGAGGCGGGGUACACCCUGGACUGGUGGCCAGCCAAUCACAGGGCACAUAUAGACAAACAACCAUUCACACUCACAUUCAUACCUAUGGACAAUUUGGAGUCACCAAUUAACCUAGCAUGUUUUUGGAAUGUGGGAGGAAACCGGAGUACCCGGAGAAAACCCACGCAUGCACGGGGAGAACAUGCAAACUCCACACAGAGAUAGCCGAGGGUGGAAUUGAACCCUCGUCUCUUAGCUGUGAGGUCUGCGCGCUAACCACUUGCCCGCCGUGCCGCCCCCAAAAAUAUACAUUUAAAAUUUGCUUAAAUCUGGAUUGGGUUGCAGUGGAAAAGAGAAAGGGGGAGGGUUCUGGAGCUGAAUAAUAAUUGUAGUAAUUUUUUAUUGCAAAUGCUGAUCAGAAAGCACUGGUCUUGAGUUGAAACCGCUGCGAAAAUGGAGUGGGGGGGAUCUACUGUAUAAAUAACCUUGUUGCACCUUCAAUUGCCUUACAAUGCUUGUUUUUACUGUAAAUCAACCGUUUGAUGGCAACACCUCCAACCUUUGAAGAACACAUUUCUCAAUGUACUUGCUCUAAUAAAGCAUCAGGAAAAUGUAUCUGUUAAUUGCACCAUGGUUUAUUUUGAUGAUAGUCUGACAUCUGCACAUCUUCCAAACAAUAAUCAAGACAUGUG
This is a messenger RNA of Doryrhamphus excisus (bluestripe pipefish), 4409 nucleotides long. RefSeq names its product choline transporter-like protein 2. Gene Ontology annotation, cellular component: membrane. Gene Ontology annotation, biological process: transmembrane transport. Gene Ontology annotation, molecular function: transmembrane transporter activity. NCBI's taxonomy places the organism in Eukaryota, Metazoa, Chordata, Actinopteri, Syngnathiformes, Syngnathidae. The record is from RefSeq and is a predicted model, not a curated record.